AUGUCUCAACCUCAACACACGAUUACUUUCUGUGAUCCUUCCAACAACUUCACACAAAGCAGCGCAUACGAAACAAACCGCAACAUUUUACUCAUCUCUCUCGCUGAAUCUUCCUCUCUCGGAACCUAUGCCAACAACACAAACGGCCUUAGCCCCAACACAGUCUUUGGCAUGUUCCUAUGCAGAGGAGACAUCAACGCAACAUCUUGCUCAGAAUGCGUCAAAACCGCAGCAACCGAGAUGGCUACAAACUGCACUCUCAACAAAAGAGCGGUCAUAUACUACGAAGAGUGCAUGGUUCGUUACUCAAACGUUUCUUUCUUCUCUUUAUUGGAGUUCAUACCAAACGUCGUUUCUUACUCUAACCUUCCUGCUCCAAACCCUAACCGGUUCAAUCAAACCCUCUCUGACAAAUUCAACAAACUUAUUCCCAACGUCUCUUCUUCCUCUUUGAUUCCAUAUUUCGUGCCGGAUUACGAACGUGUGACACAAGCAGAAGGAUCUUAUGAGUUAGAGUCAAUGGUUCAGUGUAGUCCUGAUCUUGAUCAGUUUAACUGUACCGUUUGUCUCUUAGCCGCGUCUUCAAGAGUUUCAUCUUGUUGCGGUUUGCCAAGUUUUGCUCAGGUCUUUACUCCUAAAUGUGUUUUGGGGUAUAGAACAUUUGUUUUGCCAUCGCCUCCGUUGUCUCCGACGUCUUCCCCACCUUUAUCCUUGCCGCCUCUCUCGGCUCCACCUCCUUUUCUAUCGCAGACGCCGCCACCAAAGAACGUUCCUAGCGGAUCGUUUUCUUUUAACGUUAUAAAAGGAAACGAAAUCUUUGGGAGAAUUGUUGUUGCAAUGACAGCUUUGGUGUUUGCACUAGUGAAUUUGUGA
This is a messenger RNA of Microthlaspi erraticum, 873 nucleotides long. The record is from the annotation of a GenBank genome assembly. NCBI's taxonomy places the organism in Eukaryota, Viridiplantae, Streptophyta, Magnoliopsida, Brassicales, Brassicaceae.